GGGGAUGUGGCGGGUGGAGGCCAAGGGGGUGGGCAGCGCCAUUGGGACCCCUCUGGGGAGCCCUGUCAGCGCUCGGAGACCUCCUAGGCCGCGCUGCGGACCCUGUGGGCGCCUUGAGGAUCCCCCGGGCCGCACUGCGGAAUCUUUGCAACCCCUUAAAGUCCCUUAGGCCGCUCUGGGGCCCCUUGGGCACCUCUCGCACCACCCUGAGGACGUUGGGGUACAUUCAGACCCUCAUAGGCCGCCUUGGAGCUUUGGGGGCCCUUGAGAAAACCCCAGGGACCCACUGACCAGCACCUUCCCCCUACAGGCCAUGAACGCCCACCCAGCUGACACUGCGCGGCCCGAGGAGCCUCUCGUGCCCCCUGAGCCCCUUCCCACGCGUGUCAGGGGGAUCAGUGCGGAGCAGCGGAGUGCCCAGGAGGAGUGGGAGGCAGUGGAGGAUAUCCAGUCAGUGCUGCUGGGGAGAUCAGCUGGUUCCGUGCCUCUCAUAUCCUUCAAUGAAGCGCUGCAGUUCUUCCAGACCGCAGACCUGUCUGAGUGCAGGAAGAAGAUCCAAGUGACAGUGCGCAGGCAGGGCCUGGCUGCUCUGCUUCACUUCCUCUUUGGGCCCCCCCGGCUCCAGCAGCAGCUGCAGGGAGAGCGGGACCUGGCUCUCGCCAUCGCUCAGUGUGGCUUGGAUGAUAACCAAGCAGUGCACAUGAGAAUCCUGCAGACCAUCUACAAGAAGCUGACCUGCUCCCGGCUGGGAUGCCCGCGCUACGGCACGCACUGGGAGGAGCUUGGCUUUCAAGAUCCAGGGACUGACCUGCGAGGGACGGGGAUGCUGGGCUUGAUGCAAAUGCUGUACUUCGUGAUGGACUCUCAGACACUGCCUCUAGCUCUAGAGAUUUUCAAGCUCUCCCAGCACGAGACACAGAAUUUCCCCUUCUGCAUCAUGUCCGUGAACAUCACCCGCCUCGUGCUGCAGGCCCUGAGGGAGGAGUGUCUCUCCAGAGAGUGCAACCGCAGGCAGCAAGUCAUCGCCGUGCUGAACGACUUGUAUGCAGCGGCAUUCCUGCAGCUCUACCGAGUCUGGAAGUCACAGCACAAGACCAUUGCUGACUCUGGCUUCCUACUGAAGGAGCUGGAGUUCUCCACCAAAAAGAAACCAAAGCAGCUCCUGAAAUCCCUGGAGACCUAUGUGAGCAGAAGCACAGUGUCCGCAGCAGACAGCAUCCAGCAGCCAUCCCCUCUGUCCGUCAGCAGCAGCCAGGCUAGUGAAGAGAUAAACUUCACGGGUAUUUGUGACCUGCAGGUUGAGCUGGAGGGAGAGGUACGACUGAUCUGAAAUCAGCUGUGAGGGGCUCAGUGCUGUGUGGGUUUGCAGUACUUAGUUCUGGGAGGAGAGUCAGGGACCCGGGCAGUCAGCGGAGUGCUGCAGAGCGUGCAUUUUGCAGCAGGGUAGCUGUGUCCAUCUCUGCCUCCCCCAGCAUCCCGGCCACAGUUUGCUGGUGUUGCUCAGAACUAUAGGCGCGAACUGCAUCCUUUGACCCUUUCCAGGUAGAGGUAGUCAAGCUGGUGGGUCACUUGGUGUUCAAGGGAGGGUUUUCCAGCCUAGAUGGGUCUGUGACUUGAAAUAUGGCAACACAGGAGGGAAAAAGAACAGUUAGCCGCCAGUUUGGUGCUGGGCUCCACGCCUGCCCUGCUGGCUCCGAUGUGCGGAGCUGCCCAUCCCGCCCCGGGCCAAGCAGACUGGAAAUGCAGGUGGGAAACUUCAGGUGGGAACUCUCCGUGCUGCGGGGCUCAGUGCCCCUGAGCACGUGGAGGGCUGUGAAGCCCGGAGCUUUGUGUUAGUGCCCCUUAUCGCCCAUCCCUGCUGCUCACGGCGCCAGCACAGCCCCGCGGCUGAGGUUAGGGUGGGCGGCAGCUCCUCCCCUUCUUGGGCCUCCCCCAAGGAGUGGCUGUGCAUGAAUGUACCAAAAUAAGCUCUUAAAAGGGAAAAAACA
Molecule: messenger RNA, 1988 nt
Organism: Coturnix japonica (Japanese quail)
Lineage: Eukaryota; Metazoa; Chordata; Aves; Galliformes; Phasianidae
Source: RefSeq, a predicted model, not a curated record